AUGAGACAUCUAGCACAGUUUAAAGCAUCCCGAGUAUUCACGACUGCAUCACAAACAAAACUGUUACUGCAAUCCGUAAACUCGACUAUUGAGAUAUCACUACCAAAAAGGAAUCAAUUCACACAGGAAGAAAUAGAGAUUGCGGCACAGUUAGACCCAACAGUAUUUAAUGUAAUGACACUUGUUAAUAAGUUAGCAUUUGGGCACCUUACACAAAAGCAUCCAAAUUGCCUGUUUAUCCAAUAUUUAAUGAGAGGCUUAGAGCAAGAGCCUACAGCUUUUAAAAGCUAUAUAAGUAAAGAAAUAGCAGUUGGUCUUGAGAAAAAAGAUACUAAGCCCCAAGCAUACCGUGUAAUUUCACAUUUAUCUUCUCUAUUUGGGGCGAGUGUAAAUGAUGGGAUAGAUAAGAUUAAAUUUGCGACAAAAUACAAAAAUAUAAACCAUGCAGUAGAAUGGAUAAUGCAGUAUGGGAGAGGUUGCAUGCUAUCAAAAGUGGAUAUUCAAGAUGCUUAUCGCAUAUUACCGAUACAUCCAGUAGACCAGAUCCUCCAAGAUGCUAUUGCAUGGAUCGCUGUCCAACAUGGAAUCAGAUCGAUAAUCCACUAUGUAGACGAUUUUUUAAUUAUCUUACAAGGCCUGGGAACAGCACUUAUGUUUUUAGGAAUAUAUAUCAAUACGAUAGCAUUGUCAGCAACAAUACCAGAAUUAAAAAAGGUAAAGAUCCUGCAAAUGCUAUCAGAAUGGAAUAAAAAGAAAUGGUGCUAUAAGAAAGAGCUACAGUCGCUAGUUGGUUCACUCAUGUGGCUGUGCCAAAUCAUACCCCAAGGCAGACCUUUUGUGCAAUGCUUUAUCAAGGCUUUAGAAGGUUCUAAUAACCCGAAGCAUCAUAUCAAAAUGACAAGUCAAACGAAAGCAAAUAUUAUAUGGUGGUUGAAAAUAUUGCCAGAAUGGUCUGGCGUGUAUUUCUUAGAAGACAGGGCAUGGCUGCGGCCCGAGGUUCAACACUUAUUCACAGACGCAUCUAACCUGGGCGGCGGGACAACUUACGACAUGUACUUCACCGCUUUUAACUGGUCGAGAGCGAUAAACAUCACCAAACACAAUAUCCAAAUACGCGAGCUUCUAACAACCCUUAUCGCGAUACUAACUUUUUCACCUUUAUGGAUACAAAAACGUUUUAUAAUUUGGAUGGAUAACUUGGCUAACGCAGAAGCGUUUUAUGCGGGAUAUUGUAAGAACCCUCUAUUAAACGACAUAAUUGCAGAUAUAUAUAUGGCUCAGGGAGUUUAUGACACGGAACCCCCAUGCACGCUACUUACAACCAGACCACGGUAUAAUAUAACACAACAAAGAGGAAGCAAACGACAACAACCAGCAUCGAGACAAACAAAUGAAUAUCCUAUGACCACGACAACACUAAAUGAGCAGGCGGAAAAAAUUUUAGGCAUACACCCUCCAAUGUAUAGAACAUAUGACGCAAUAAUAAAAAGGUAUCACAGAUUGGCAACAGAACAAGGAUGGACAAACAGCAAUGGAACAAUAUGGCCCAUAUCAAAAGAAAAUUUAAUAAAGUUUAUCGCUUACUUACACAAAAACAUGACACCACAAACCAUAACAUCCUAUUUAUCUGCACUUAAGCAUUAUCAUACCAUGAAUCAGAUCGAAUGGAACGAAGUUCGGUAUGACCCUUUAGUAAAGCAACUCUUGAAGACAAUAGAAGGCGGUCACAUGUUUCACCCGGUGCGCCAGAAAGAGCACAUUACAAGAACACAGUUACAAAGAAUGCGCAAUGGCUUAAACUUCGGCAACACAGAAGGUAUAUUGUUUUGGUCGAUAGCACUGGUAGCAUUUUAUGGCCUGGCCCGGUUAGGAGAGUUACUACCACAGUGUCAGCAAGGAAUGCAUAAAAUACUGAAGAUACAAAGCGUGAGAUUUGAUAAGGCCGGUAGUAAUACUUUCGCGACGAUACAGUUACCCAGAACAAAGACCCAUAAAACAACAGAACGUCCAAUCUUAAUUAUCAAUCCAACUAACGAUGAAUUAUGUCCAAUUCGCGCAUUAAAAGCCUAUAUAAUUCGCAGAACAGAACCAACGUACGCGCAAGGGAAGGACACUUUAUUCGUGAAAGCCAAUGGUGACCCAGCCACAAAGCAUUGGUUCAUAAACACACUUAAACUCCUCUUACCGGAAAUGGACGUAGCGGGAAGCUUCAGGGCAGGCGGCACAACAGAGUUGGUUUUACGCGGAGUACAACUGCCACUCAUUCAGAAGAUCGGCAGAUGGUCAUCCGACGCAUUCUACAGAUACAUUCGGGCCCACCCGGUAGAUCGUUCAUCAGAAUAA
Messenger RNA from Dentiscutata heterogama, 2343 nucleotides. NCBI's taxonomy places the organism in Eukaryota, Fungi, Glomeromycota, Glomeromycetes, Diversisporales, Gigasporaceae. The record is from the annotation of a GenBank genome assembly.